This is a messenger RNA of Cannabis sativa, 1866 nucleotides long. RefSeq names its product protein BIG GRAIN 1-like E. The record is from RefSeq and is a predicted model, not a curated record. Gene Ontology annotation, biological process: auxin-activated signaling pathway. The transcript has a single exon. Lineage: Eukaryota; Viridiplantae; Streptophyta; Magnoliopsida; Rosales; Cannabaceae. The coding region runs from base 300 to 1487 and encodes 395 amino acids.
AAAUAAAUUGAAUAUUAUUAUUAAUAUAAAGCUAGCUUCCCACUACGCUCAAUCAUUUCAAAACCCCCCAUUAUUACAAUCUCUAUCUCUCUAUCUCUGUGUCUCUGUCUCUCUCUCUCUAUAUCAUCAUCAUCUCACAAAUCCAACUAAUUUACAUAUCCGUAUUCCUUCUUCCAUAGAAUAAAUACCCUUCACCCCAUAUAUUUGUGACUUAAUAUUUCAAACAAGUGUUGUAUCAAACAUUACACUUUCAAAAAAUAAUUAACAAAAAAAAAAUAAAAAAGCUAUCAUCAUCAACCAUGUCUUUGGCAGGUUCACUCAACCCAGCAGAUCCAGAAAAACUCUUCAAAAAAUCAUUCCAUAAGAGGAAUGACUCCGGGGAGCUCGACGUGUUCGAGGCGGCGAGGUACUUCUCCGGAUACAACGAAUCAUGUGGCACCACGUCAUUCAACCAGAAGAUAUGUAGCAGUAGUAGUAGCAGUAGUAAGGAUCAAGAUCAUCACAGCAGAGCUUAUUGGAGUACCAAUAGUAGCAGUACUAGAGGAUCCUCAUCAGGAGGAAGAAUAAGCCUAGACAUGCCUAGAAGAAGCCUACUUAAUCUUAACAAUCACCAUGAUCAUCAUGAUCACCAUGCUCUUCAUCAUCACCAUCAUCAUGGGGUGGUAAUGAUGGAGAAGCAAAUGAUCAAAGAGAAGAAGUAUAAGCAGCCAAGCUCCCCAGGUGGGAGACUGGCCAGCUUCUUGAACUCCCUUUUUAACCAAUCCUCAUCGAAGAAGAAAAUAAAAUCCAAAUCUAAUGCUUUGUCCUCGAAAGAUUACGAUCAGGAUGAUCAAAGCGGAGGCGGAGGAAGAAGAAAAAGAAGGAGUAGCAUAAGCCACUUUGGGAGCACUACAACUACUACUACGACUACAGAUUCAAAAGCUUCUUCUUUGUAUUCUUAUAACUCUUCAAGCUCGGGUUUUAGAACACCUCCUCCUUAUAUUGCCCAAUCAACUCCCACCAAGAAUUUCAGAAGCUUUUCGGAUAAUCACAAGCAACUACUUUCAACUUUGUCCAAGUUCAGCAACAACAACAACAGCAAUAAAGCUCAUCACCAAAAUGAUAGUGAUCAUCAUCAAGCUGUAAAGGACUUGUUGUCGUCUCAGCAAGAUCAUGAUCAUGAUCAGAAGGAGAACAUGGUCAAGAAUAAUGGUAAGGGAUCAAACGCAUUGUCAUCAUCAUCCUCGUCUAUUCAGAAAGAUAAUUUAGUUAGUAACAUCAAGUUUCAUCAGUCUGAGAAAAAAGUAAUUGCUGUAUUGAGAAAAUUUGAUGAUGAUAUAAACGAGGAAGAUGAUGAUGGUGGAGAUAGUGACUCCAGUUCUGAUCUGUUUGAGUUGCAGAACUAUGACCUGGGUUGCUAUUCCAGUGGUCUACCAGUUUAUGAAACUACCAACAUGGAUACCAUCAAGAGAGGUUCAAUAUCAUCCGCACCAAUUUCCAAUAUAUAAUUAUAUAAUAAUAUAGUAAUUGAAAUUAUUGCUGUAUAAAACAAUAUAAUAUAUAUAUAUGAUGUUAAUUUGAUGAUGGUUUAAAUUGUCAUCUUACUGAUUAUUAUUAUUAAUUCCUGUUUUAGGAAGCUAGAGCUAGGUUGAGAGAUCGAGAAGGAUCAUUUUUUUGUUUUAAAUUUAUUCUGAUCAUCUUUGAUCAUUUGUUUCUUUUUUCUGUGGAGAGUACUUUUAUUUUUUGCUUUAUUUAUAUUUUGUGUUUUCUCUGUACGUAUAUGUAAUGUGUACAGUUUGGAGUGUUUGUUUGUCUCUCUUUUUUCUUCUCUUUUGGAAAUAUGUCAUGGAGGAUAUGAUGGAAUAUGAGAAGUACCAUUAGUAUAAA